AUGGCCGAUAUCCUCUCUAGCCCUCCAAAGCAAGAGGGUGUGCCACUACGGGACUGGAGAGCUGUCAAGGUGGGCGAACUGCUCAGCAAUAAGGAGCUCUUGUUCGUGGAUCUUGACACCCCGGUCGAGUCAGCAUGCCAGACUCUUAUCCACAACGAACUUUCGUCGCUUCCAAUUAGGUCGUCCCCUAAUGCGGAGUCCGUAUGUGGGACCUUCGACUAUAGCGACUUGACGGCAUUUCUCCUCUUAAUAAUGGGGUUAUAUCAGCCCGAUGAAGAUGAGGACAUGUCGUCUUUCGAAGAGUUGGCGAGGAAAGCUCGAGCAGGGGCCACUAUUCCCGUAAAACUUGUUAAGGAUCUCGGGAAAAAGGAUCCGUUCAUUACUGUUCCAGAGACCGAGGGCCUUGCCAAAGUUGUUGAGGUGUUUGGAAGUGGGGUUCAUCGAAUCGCGGUUGUCCGUGAAGGGACAAACCAGGUUAUCGGGAUGAUUAGCCAACUGCGUCUAAUAUCCUUCUUCUGGGAACACGGCAGGAGUUUCCCUGCCAUAGAUCAGCUUUACCCUCGCUCCCUACGUGAUUUGAAUAUAGGUUCUGGAGAAGUCAUCUCGAUCAAUGGGGACAAAAAAGUUCUCGAUGCACUUGAAUUGAUGAAUUCCGAGGGCGUGUCUUCAUUGGCUGUUGUAGACAAUCAGCACAAUGUGGUCGGGAAUAUUUCGACUUGGGAUGUCAAAUAUCUCACAAGAUCAAGUUCAAUGCCUCUAUUGAAAUCCCCCUGCCUGCACUUUUUGUCAGUUAUUUUGACAGACAGAGGGUUAAGCGAUGGCAAAGACUCAUAUCCGGUAUUUCACGUGAAUGCUCAGUCAACCCUCGCACACACGGUAGCAAAGAUUGUAGCAACACAGGCGCAUAGAAUGUGGAUUGUCGAAACCCCUAGUCCGGCGUCUACUGCCCCACCAACACCCACUAUACCCCCAGCAGUUGCAGUACCACCACUAUCUGUGCUUUCCCCGCUUCCUUCUUCUUCUUCCUUCCCGAUCACAGCACCAACCACCCUUACCGCCGGGGCCCUUCCAGGGGCGCAUCUUAGUGGCAGGUUGAUGGGAGUAGUAUCUUUGACAGAUAUUCUUAAUAUAUUUGCUAGGAGCGCUGGUUUGACCCCGGUGGACCCUAACGAAGCUAGAAGGCAGAGACGCAGAAGUUCUUCUAGUUCGAUGAGAGCAAGCUUCGACCAGGGUAGCCGAAGCUCGCUUGAUUUGCGUGAGCUUCGCGAAUCAUCGAGGUCUUCAUUUGAAAUUCGCAGAUGA
Tuber melanosporum (Perigord truffle) is the source of this 1302-nucleotide messenger RNA. RefSeq lists its product as uncharacterized. Bases 1 to 1302 code for a protein of 433 amino acids. The record is from RefSeq and is a predicted model, not a curated record. The transcript has 5 exons. Gene Ontology annotation, biological process: regulation of mitotic metaphase/anaphase transition; cellular response to glucose starvation. Lineage: Eukaryota; Fungi; Ascomycota; Pezizomycetes; Pezizales; Tuberaceae. Gene Ontology annotation, molecular function: protein serine/threonine phosphatase inhibitor activity.